GUAUACCUAGAUUUAUUAUGCAUUUUCUGUCAUAUACGUUUAAAAGUUUUCUCAUUUGUGCAAGGAAAUAACGAAAUAUAUUUCAACUGUUCCUUCAGUCCACUGAACAAUGUUUGGCCUAUUUUAAUUUAUUAAGAUCGUCUAUGAGAUAUUUUGAUUGAGGUUAUGGUAUUGUUCAGCUUUAUAAUAUUCUGGAGUUUUUCAUUGUGUCAUUAUUCAGUUGGUAAAUCAGUUGAGUUGAUGAUGGACUCGUCAUCAUUAGGCCGGCCAAGAGGUUGUGUAACUCGAACUCCCAUGUGUCCUUGUCUGGAGACAGGGGGGGGAGGGUCCCAAUCACGACUCGUGCCUCCCACACCGUACACGACUUGGCAGCUCACUUUUCCAGAUGUAUGUUUUUCUCAGACGAGGAAAAUUGCGGUGUUUGUUUAUACAAGGCGCUUGUGCCGGCCUUAUCUGCUCAGGCCACUCACGCCGUGAUUUCGGAGCUUCAGCAUGUAGUUUACGGGCUAUUGUUCUGUUGAAUGGCUUCUAAAGAUAUGCUCAUGGCCUCCCACCUCAUUAUAACCAACUUGGAAGUUCUGAUUUUAAAAAACCCUCUCUGUCCCCAACCCUGGCUGGCAUGGGGUUGUGAUUAGUCGACGUUACCAAGCAUAGAAAAAGGCCAUGAUUUCCAUAGAUGUUUUAAAUGACAAAAUACAAUUGGCUUUUUUCUUAAAAAUGUCCACAACCAAUAACUUGUCACCACUGUUCAAGGUCUAGCGGCCUGUUUGAUAGUAUAGGCCUAAUGUGUUUUGGUCUAUGUGCAUGCGUCAAUGUCGACGUAAAAAUAUCUUAAAGGUGAGAAAAUAAAUAUAAGAUCAAGUUCAAAUAGUUGAACCUUAUUUAUUUAAAGUAGGCCUAGCCUAUUGAUAGACAUACAGGCGUUUUGGUGUAGCCUAUUGGGUAUUCGCAAUAGACCUAAUUGGGGGAAAACAUUUUCUCAAUAUAUUGGCUAUAGUUUCUAUAGGCCUAAUUUAAAUAAAAUAAUUUGUAGAUCAAGUUGUAUUCCUAUAAAAUAAUAUAUCUAGGAUUACACUAAUAAACUAUCCUUACAUUAUCUAAUCAUGAAUGGGAUGUCAAUUUAUCAUGGGAGUAAGAUAGCCAAUUGGGCAUGCAAUGUUGAUUAGAUUUUGGGCGCUCAAUUGACAAUUUUAUGAUAGAUUUUUUUGUGAAUGAUUGUGUGUGUCUGGCUGCCAAAUCUGUGUUCGUGAGUCGUGGCUGACGUCACAGUCAGUUAAACCGCAGUUUUUUGGGACCGGGGAGUCACGAAGCAAGAGGACACAUUCCUUUGCGCCGGGGAGCAGGCACGCCCCUCCAAGCUCCGCUGCUUUAUAACGGGACUGGGCCGGGCAGAGGGAGACAACACAAUUGUAACUCUGAACUCCAAGUGGACGCAACUGUUCCCGUCAAAUAUGUACUGGGAUACCAUCCUGAAAUCCAACGAGAGAAACAUAGACACCAAAGACUCUAAAAUAAAGAUGGAGAUGUACCAAGCUGGAUAUUAUAUGGAAGACUUCAGGACACAGGAAGUCCCUGCUGGUUUUGACUUUGCAUCAUAUGACUACAGUGAUGAAGACCUGUCUUUUCUAUUAGACGGUAAAAGACCUGGGCAGCAGCAGCAGUAUCCAGAGAGUUACGGAGAGCCGCAGAAGAAUCCACGUCCGUACGACAACAAAGUAACCUCCAGUGACUCUGUCCUGUUCAACCUGGAUUCAUACCCAGAGUUUAACUGUUGGGCGUCAUACCCAAGUGCCCAGAGUGGACAGUUCAGCCCAGGCAUGGAGGAUGCCAGCACCAGCAACUCCUUCCUCGCUGGAAAAGGAACGAGCCACAGAGGGACCCCCAGCACUGUCAGCCUGGACCACCUCGGUGAAGCUGAGCAAAGCCACUCAGGUGGAAAACUGUACGACUCAGAAGCACAGAAGAGGUCCUCCUCCUUCUGGCCGGACUACCCCUCUCCCAGCUAUGGCGCACCCCUGCCGCCUCCUCACCACCCUCCAUCUUGUUCCUCAAUCCCUGGACCACACCAGCCCUCAGAGCAGUACUGCCACCGUGUGGCCAAACGCAAAAGUACACACUCCCAAAGACCCGAGAGGGAAGGAGGACAAGUGAUGGGAAUGUCAGCUUAUCCAGGAUCAGGGCCCAUCCAAUUGUGGCAGUUCUUACUGGAGCUGCUUUUAGACUCCGCCUGCUGUACCUUCAUCUGCUGGACAGGAGACGGCUGGGAGUUCAAGAUGUCAGACCCAGCAGAGGUGGCCAAGCGUUGGGGCCAGUGUAAGAACAAGCCCAAGAUGAACUACGAGAAGCUGAGCCGCGGCCUGCGUUACUACUACCACAAGAACAUCAUCCACAAAACGACGGGCAAGCGCUACGUCUACCGCUUCGUCUGUGAUGUGCAGGGGAUGCUGGGAAAGACGGCACAGGAGGUCCUGGUCGGUCUGAACAUUUUACCCACGGAUAUAGAGUCAUUAGCAGGCCUGGGGGCACCAGUAUCAUCACCAGAGUCUAGCGAAGCAUGGGCGUCGCAGUAGGGGGAGUGUACCAGCAGCACUGGUUCUUAUUGGUGCUAUUGGCUCUUGAUACUGUUAUUGCUACAUCACUAGAAAUAUGCUAUGUAGAACAAACAUACCUCUUUGACAUGUAGAAAAGGAAUCAAGUCGGCUCUAUUCAUGGCAUUUCUAUCUGCGGUGUUAGACAACGUUUGGUGUAACACUUUUAUUACCAAGUGAUACAGUUCUAGCCAUAGCUGCGGGAAGUAGGGGUGCAACACCCCCUGGAAAAUCAGAAUAAAAAAAAUUCUGUAGUAGCCUUCAAUUUGAUUUGGUUUUAGUGUAUGACUUACCUCCUAUAAACCACAUGACUUAUUAACAUCAACAGAAUAAGCGCUCAAUGAAACUGUAAGCCGAGCUGUCUCCAAUACUGAUGCUCUUUAUGGUAAUGACAUGGAUAGUGAUUAACAACCCCCCUCCAUCCUCAAGUACUUCGUGCCCCCUCUAAAAUAAUGGGUGCAUGACGCCCCUGCUUACCACCCAUGCUGUUGAACAAUGUUUGACAUUAACUUUGGCUAUGAGGAUCUGUUUAUUUUUAUACCCUUACAUAUCUACCUCUUUUAUUGCUGACAAAAUAAAGCGAAGAGGGACAAUGCCUGUUCUGUUGAAUAUAAUGUGUGUGAUUUACAUGAUUUAGGGAACAAUGUUGUUUGUAAAAUGAUUGUAAAUAAACUGUACAUAAGUAGAAAAAAAUUAA
Molecule: messenger RNA, 3285 nt
Organism: Coregonus clupeaformis (lake whitefish)
Lineage: Eukaryota; Metazoa; Chordata; Actinopteri; Salmoniformes; Salmonidae
Product: protein c-ets-1-B
Biological process (GO): cell differentiation; regulation of transcription by RNA polymerase II
Cellular component (GO): nucleus
Molecular function (GO): sequence-specific DNA binding; DNA-binding transcription factor activity, RNA polymerase II-specific
Source: RefSeq, a predicted model, not a curated record